AUGAUCGCUGUGAAGACUUGCAAAAGAGAGCCGCUUCAAGUCUUUGUUCACUGUUACGCGAUGAACCACACUCUUGUAUAUGCCAUUGCUCAUGACUUCUACCUGAUCUCCCAGCUGAACUAUCAGAGCUCCUUCGAUAUACGGCACACAGACCCAGGUUGGAUGGCCACAGAUCGAUCCACUUUGAGAGAGGAUAGACCAGAAGCAUCUUCUCUUCGGCAGGCCGUUUCAAUCUCAUGGAUGACACGGGGUCUAAGCAAAGGAUCGUGUAAGAGGGAGAGAUCAAUGACAGGAAGAUCGAUGGUAGCGGAACCAAUGCUUGGACCGAGCAUCGGUCGUUGUGAAGGCGGAAGAAUGGACAAAGAAGGAGAAGAUAAAAGUGUGAGAAAGUGGGGAGAUUCAAUGGAAGGAGAAAGAAGGAAAUGAAAAAAAAAAAAAAAAAAAACAAGAAAACCAAUAAGAGGUGACAAGUUGAGAGAGACAGAUCCAACUUGGUGUCUCCAAUUCCCAUCUGCCACACUUCAUUUUCCCAAAGUUUGUCUUCAAAAACAACAUCCUCCUUUUGUAUAUACACACAUUUUCCAAACUUUGAGUCUCCCUUCUAAAAAUGCGUUGACUUUGAUUUAUGUCGGUAUUGGGCCCGCCGAAUGCUGACCCAACCUUUAGAUAAUGGGCCUUAGAGACUCAACAUUGGCCAUGUAUUUAUCCGCCUAUUUAGAAAUUCGUUAGUCAAAAAUACGCGUAGAAAUUAGAAACUUGUUGCUAAAAUACUUUAUUUUUUUAUGUGAAAAAAA
This is a messenger RNA of Thlaspi arvense, 794 nucleotides long. NCBI's taxonomy places the organism in Eukaryota, Viridiplantae, Streptophyta, Magnoliopsida, Brassicales, Brassicaceae. The record is from the annotation of a GenBank genome assembly.